AUGUCAGGAUUGGGUUCGGAUAUCCAGGCCAGAGCCGGUGGGAACGAAGGGAAUGACGACAAGUACGGGAUUGUCAUCGACUCCGGCUCCUCGGGGUCUCGAAUUCAAAUCUAUCGGUGGAAAGAUCCCAAAGCGCAAAUGCAAUCUACAAAAGAAGCCACCAUUCUUCAGUCGCUUCCGCUGAUUUUGCAGGAGAAGGGCUGGAGCAAGAAAAUAAGCCCCGGGAUAUCGUCCUACAACACCAAGGCCAAGAUCAAGCAAAUAUGGAGCCAGCACUAUUCGGAGUUGAUGCGGUUUGCCGAGCUGAUCAUCCCAGUGGAAAAUCGACAGGAUACGCCUGUUUUUGUAUUGAGCACGGCAGGAAUGAGACUACUUCCAAAGAAAACUCAGGAGGCGAUAUUGAGCGAGACCUGUUCCAGUAUCAGGAAGAACACGGACUUUUAUCUCCCGGACUGUGACUCGUUUGUUCAGACUAUAGAUGGGUCGACCGAGGGGAUAUAUGGAUGGCUAGGCUUGAACUACUUGAUGGGCCUGUUUACAAAUUAUAACUCAAAGUCAGCCACUCACGACUCCGUGGGUUUUAUGGAUAUGGGAGGAGCUUCUACUCAGAUUGCCUUUGUUCCAUCGUCAGCGGAGCAAAUCGAGAGUCACAAAAAUGACUUGUCUCGAGUCACUUUGAGAAACAUCAACGGGGAAACACAGGACUGGAACGUGUUUGUUGCUACUUGGUUGGGAUUUGGUGCCAAUGAGGCCCGCAAACGAUACAUUAGUCAAUUGAUCUCGUUAGCCAGCGUCAACCCGGGUCUUCAAAACCACAUCAACGACCCCUGCUUGCCGAAAGGAGCCGUGUUUGACCAUGUUCGAGAAGGCCAAAAGUACGUUGUUGAAGGUGUGGGAAACUACGAACAGUGCAUCAAGUCCAUCUAUCCAUUGCUAAUGAAGAGCAUUCCGUGCCAAGACGAGCCCUGUUUGUUCAACGGGAUCCAUGGCCCCAAGUUGGACUUUACCAAGGACAAGUUUGUUGGGAUAUCCGAGUACUGGUACACGGCAAACGACAUAUUCCAGAGCGGCGGCGAGUACGACUUUAAGGGUUUCAAUGUGAAAGUGAAGGAAUACUGCGAGAGCAGCUGGGGCAAAGUCUUGGAACAGUCGAAACAGGGACAUUACUCGGGAUUGAGCGAAGAUUUCUUGAAAGACGCGUGUUUCAAAGCCAGUUGGGUGAUGAAUGUGUUGCAUGAAGGGUUCGAGCUACCCAGAAUAGGCUUUGAGUUGGAUCUGGACGAGAGCCAAGACGAAAACUCCAAAAAAAUCAUGAGCAAACACGUUCCGUUCAAAUCGGCCGACUCAGUGGAGGGCGAAGAACUAUCAUGGACAUUGGGGAAAAUCUUGCUCUUUGCUUCUUCGCAAAUAGAACCUGCAGCAAAGGACAAGAGUCAACCUGUAAUUGGGAUUUUCCCAAGUGAGAUAUCGGGACACAAGUUCAUCCCGGGAGGUGCUUCCAAGAGUGGGUACACCCUCGACGAUGAUAGCGACGACGAGCAAGACGGAGCCCUUGGCCACUUUAUCUACUCGAUUAUUUUCUUUUUCUUGCUUGCAUUUUUCAUCUACAAUUUUGGCAAGGGCCAUCUUGGAAAAUGGGGGAAUGGGUUGCGCAGGUUUGAAGUUCCCUUUGAGUUGAAAAGAAAAAUAGGCUCGGCUGCCUCCAGGGUAGGUUUUUUGAGGAAAUAUUUUGGUGACAGAGGUGCAGCAUCGUAUCAACAGCUCGAGCAAAUCAAUUUGGAAGAAGGAGUGGGCGGGGUCAGGACACAACAAUCGCCAAAACAAUCGUCAAACUCCACCCUGCAUCUGUCUACUUUCUUGAGAACAAGGCUGGCAAUCGGGUUGAAUGACGAGUACGAAGCAGGUGCUCAACGCAGCGCUCCUCCAGACUAUCACGAUGCUCUGAGUCCAAAGCAUUUCAAUCCGCGUGUCAAUAAUUUCUUGAACAAGCCCUUCAUGUCGACCAAGAAGAGCACUUUUUACCCCGGUGGCACCAACAACAGCAAAGAGUCGCUUCGAAGUCCGAGCGGUGCAAGCAUCACUAGAUCAAAAAGCUCUUUGGAGUAG
Molecule: messenger RNA, 2106 nt
Organism: Lodderomyces beijingensis
Lineage: Eukaryota; Fungi; Ascomycota; Pichiomycetes; Serinales; Debaryomycetaceae
Source: the annotation of a GenBank genome assembly